AUAGUUUUCUACUCUCAAUCCUUCUUCUUCUCCCCUCAACCUUAAAACGGACGAUAGCGGUUGAUUUCCUCCAGCUUCUUGCUCCACCCACCAUCAUCAUCCCUUACAUCUACGCGACUCCACAUUGUAUCACCUGCUCAUCAUAGACAUCGAAUAUGUCAACACCGGCAGCUCCUCCUGAUCUGGGCACUAACACUGCCGACCGCAAGAUUAUUGUGGGCAUCGAUUAUGGCACCACCUUCACCGGGGCUAGCUAUGUAAGUUCUCGAGGGACAACACUGAAUGAUAUCACAGUCAUCAACACAUGGCCGGGAAAUGCGCGAAGUAUCGACACAGUAGUCAAAACACCAUCUCGAAUUGCGUACGCGUCCGAAAACGAUAAGGCCGCGAGGGAUCUUUGGGGUUACCAGGUCGCACCUGGCAUGAAAGCAUACUCCUGGACAAAGCUACUGUUGGACAAAAACAUGCCUUUGACAGAAUACGACGACGUGGCUCUCGAGAAGGAUCUUCAAGCUGGUAUCCUGAAUCUGCCAGCCGGUAAGACAGCGGUCGAUGUUGCUGCAGACUAUCUGAAUCAUAUCUACCAACACAUCAAGUAUACCCUUGCCCGUCAUAUAACGCAGGUAGAUCUGGAUAUCACCCCACUGGAGUACUGGUUUACUGUACCGGCGAUAUGGUCGGAUCAAGCCAAGGAUGCUACUCAAAGUGCCGCUCGAAGAGCAGGAUUUUGGUCCAGCGUGGCCAGGCCCCACGAUCGAUUGUAUUUCAUCACCGAGCCUGAAGCGGCGGCAGUUACAGCCCUGAAAAAGUAUACCAGUGAGAGCAUCGGAGGCUCCGUUAAAGUUGGCGAUGGUGUGCUCAUCUGUGACUGUGGCGGAGGGACUGUUGAUAUUACCACCUACGUUGUCAACAAGGUAGCCCCAGUCCUGAAGUUCGAGGAACUGUUGACAGGCAUUGGGGGCAAGUGCGGGUCUACUGCGAUUGAUCGUAAUUUCUACAAGCUCAUGUUGCACCGGUUCGGAUCCGCGUUCCAAGAUUUGCCCGCGUCUGCGAAAGGCCCCGGUAGCAACUUCAUGAACAGAUUUGAGAUUAUCAAGAGAGACUUUGGGACAUCCUGCGAUUUCGAUGUGUUCGAGUUGCCUCUGAACAUGAUUCCGCCUAGCGGGGUUAGUUCCAAGGAUUUCGAUGCAGACGAACGUCUGGUAAAGAUUACCAGUGAUGACUUGCGUACUGUGUUUGAUCCGGUCGUCGAUCAGAUCAUCAAACUCGUCCAGCGGCAGAUCAAUGAUGCUCGCAAACUCGGUGAUCAAGGGAAAAUCAACAGGAUCAUCCUGGUCGGCGGGUUUGGCGACUCCGAAUACCUGCGUCAGCGUGUUCUUCGAACAUUUGAAACUAGCAGCAACAUCACCAUCACCAUACCAACCAACCCGCAAGCGGCAAUUGUCCAAGGUGCUGCUCUUCGCGGCUUGGAGGGCAUCAGAUCUACCACCAAGCGGUGCCGUCGCCAUUAUGGCUUUGACUGGAGCCAUGAAUUCCGUGAAGGGUACGAUGAUGACAGAAACGCCUAUACCGAUCCUUUUAAUGGCACGAAGAGAAUCGGGGGUAUUGUGAGGUGGAUGAUCGCUAAGGGUGAGAAGCAUGCCGAGGAUUACAAGCAAACCACAUGCGUUGCCCAACCCCAUCGAUAUUGUAACUCCCUGAAGAAACGCAACGCCCUUUGGGCUAGUGAUCGAACAGAUGCACCCGAACGAAUGGACGACGACGGCGUUUACAAGGUUGGAAGUAUUAUUGUCGACUUCGCCCAAGUUGAUCUCGCUCUCUUUCCCGUCAAGACUCGAGAAGGUCGCAAGGUCUACCGCCUUGAAUACAACAUCAGAGUUACAUUCGGCGCGCAGGACGGCUUGCUAAAAUUCGAAGCGACUUGCCAGGGGAAGACAAUCGGCCGAACAAGCAUCGAUUACGGGACCUAGCAUCUCGCCUACUUGGUGCGAGCGUUGUCAUGUCAUACCUAGUAAAUCGGCGCCCGUUCCAGAUGGUGAUUUUUGGUGUAUUUUUUGUAGUCAUUUCAACUCACAGCAAGGGAUCUUGGUCUCCCGGUGCUCACUGGUGCUGUUAGCUAGGCAAAAACUUCUUGGGAAACCAGGAUCAUCGCCAGCCGCAUGAUAUGGUAGAAUAAGGAAUACGAUCGCAGC
Messenger RNA from Aspergillus homomorphus CBS 101889, 2192 nucleotides. RefSeq names its product Hsp70 family protein. The record is from RefSeq and is a predicted model, not a curated record. Gene Ontology annotation, molecular function: ATP binding; ATP-dependent protein folding chaperone. The transcript has 9 exons. NCBI's taxonomy places the organism in Eukaryota, Fungi, Ascomycota, Eurotiomycetes, Eurotiales, Aspergillaceae. Bases 156 to 1970 code for a protein of 604 amino acids.